ACUGAGACUGGUUUUCCUUCAUGGUUGGCUGAAUUGACUGGCCGUACUGAUUGGCCUGCACAGUGGGCUCUUGCACCUUUCGUCUCAGGAACUGGCAUUGAUCUUAGUGAUGUUCCCGAUAUUCCAAUUCGUUCACAAGGUACUUGCCCCUCUUCAGAUGCUUGUGCAUUCGAUUGUACCCAAUGUGCUGCCUCCGAUGAUGUCAGCUCAUGUAGUGGAUUUGCUCAGACUUUUGACGAUGGUCCAGCUUCUACCACUACCAACUUGAUUAAUAAUCUUAACACCAAGGCUACCUUCUUUACUUUAGGUCAAAAUAUCAUUUCAUACCCAGAUAUUUACAGAGCUACCUUAGCUAAAGGUCACUUAAUGGCUUCUCAUACUUGGUCUCAUCCAUUCUUACCAUCUUUAACUAACGAACAAAUUGCUGGUGAACUUCAAUGGUCCAUUUGGGCCAUGCAAGCUGCUGGUGGUCAUGUUCCAAAAUGGUUUAGACCCCCAUACGGUGGUAUUGAUAACAGAGUUAGAGCUAUUGUUAGAAAAUUCGGUAUGAGAUCUGUUUUAUGGAAUUAUGAUACCAAUGACUGGAAAUUAGCUGGUGGUGAUAUCACUCCUGAAGAAAUUUUCUCUCAAGCUACAUCUUGGAUUGCUCAAGGUCCAGGUGUAGUGUUGGAGCAUGACAUUGUUGCCCAAAAUGUUGAAGUUGGUAUUGAACUUGCUAGCAGUUACUUCACUGAUUUAGUAACUGUUAAUGAAUGUGUUGGUGAUAGUGAAUACCAAUAA
Ascoidea rubescens DSM 1968 is the source of this 780-nucleotide messenger RNA. Its product is annotated as carbohydrate esterase family 4 protein. NCBI's taxonomy places the organism in Eukaryota, Fungi, Ascomycota, Saccharomycetes, Ascoideales, Ascoideaceae. The annotation marks the transcript as partial. Gene Ontology annotation, biological process: ascospore wall assembly; carbohydrate metabolic process. The record is from RefSeq and is a predicted model, not a curated record. Gene Ontology annotation, molecular function: chitin deacetylase activity. Gene Ontology annotation, cellular component: prospore membrane. The transcript has a single exon.